AUGCCCACUUCAGUUGCGUUCCUGGUGCACCCUAGAGCUCCCCUUCCAGCCCCCCAACCCCCCACCACCCCCACCCCGCGCCACCGUGGGAACCUGACGCCCUACACCGGCUGCUACACCUGCGCUGAGAACAAACAGGGAGCUUCAGUGUGUUGGGUGAGGGUGGGCGCUGCCUGGAGACCACAGAGAAAGCCAGCUGCCGCCUCCCUGGUUAAGCCUGCGCUGGGCUGGGAACCGAACCAUACCCCACCUUCACCCCGCCUCACUCCUGUUUAUCCCGGGGUGUUCUCGCCGCUACCCCGGCCGCCCCUCGAUUCCCCAGGUCACUCUUCCUCCAGGCAGCCCUUUUCCCAGCGGAGCGAGAAAGCUGCCCUAUCCCCAUCGCUGCCCGCUGGGGAGGGUUCCUUGGGCGCUUUGCGUGGAAGCCUGGGUGUUGGGCCUGAUGUAGGAGGUGAGGGUGCGGGAAACAAAUGCGGGGGCUACCCCGAGGCGAAGAGCUGCAGGGAAAGACCAGCGAUGGUGUCACGGUCACUGCGGCCACUGCGGCAUAGUAGGGUACCGUGGCGCUUCCCGCGGGCUAAGGCGUCUGCGCCGCAGCCGGUGAUCCCAGGGUCUUGGGGGCCACCUCCUGGUUCCCCGACCCACCAGGAAAAGAUGCUAAGCCCCGCGGCAGCAGCGCCCUACCCUGUCCCUCUUAACGCUGCCUUUUUACCCAGCCUCCCUCCCCGCAACCUCUCCAUCCACUACUAA
This is a messenger RNA of Rangifer tarandus platyrhynchus (Svalbard reindeer), 750 nucleotides long. NCBI's taxonomy places the organism in Eukaryota, Metazoa, Chordata, Mammalia, Artiodactyla, Cervidae. The record is from the annotation of a GenBank genome assembly.